This is a messenger RNA of Elgaria multicarinata webbii, 1590 nucleotides long. It is a transcript of the gene AMT, whose product is annotated as aminomethyltransferase. Gene Ontology annotation, biological process: glycine catabolic process. Gene Ontology annotation, cellular component: mitochondrion. Gene Ontology annotation, molecular function: protein binding; aminomethyltransferase activity. The coding region runs from base 20 to 1249 and encodes 409 amino acids. The record is from RefSeq and is a predicted model, not a curated record. NCBI's taxonomy places the organism in Eukaryota, Metazoa, Chordata, Lepidosauria, Squamata, Anguidae. The transcript is spliced from 9 exons.
GCGCCCGGGGGCUGGGAAAAUGCUGCGGGCAGGUGCUGGCGCUGCUGCGCGGCUUGCUGCGUCUCCCUGCUUGGGGUCCUCCUCCGGGGCUGUUGCAUGCGGGAACCGGGGCUAUUCCUCUGGCCAGGAGAGCCUGAAGCAGACACCCCUCUAUGACUUCCACCGGCACCAUGGCGGGAAGAUGGUGGCCUUUGCAGGCUGGAGCCUCCCGGUGCAGUAUACACACAGCCACCUGGAGUCCCAUCUGCACACGCGCCAGCACUGCUCACUCUUUGAUGUGUCUCACAUGCUUCAGACAAAAGUGUUUGGCAGAGACCGGAUAAAAUUCAUAGAAAGCCUAGUGGUUGGGGACAUUGCAGAGCUGAAGCCUAAUCAGGGCACUCUGUCUCUGUUCACAAACGAAAAAGGCGGCAUCAUAGAUGACUUGAUUGUGACCAGCACCUCUGAGGAGCAUCUCUACGUGGUCUCUAAUGCAGGUUGCAUGGAUAAGGAUUUCGCACUCAUGCAGAAUAAGGCGAAGGAAAUGAAGGUAGAUGGCUGUGAUGUGGGCUUGGAGGUUUCUGACAACGCUUUGCUUGCUCUGCAAGGACCUGCUGUGGCCCGAGUGCUGCAGGCCGGGGUGUCAGACAAUCUGGCUAAGCUGCCCUUCAUGAGCAGUGCAGUGAUGGGUGUGUUUGGCGUGCAAGGCUGCAGGGUGACCCGCUGUGGCUACACAGGCGAGGAUGGCGUGGAGAUCUCUGUCCCUGCAAGCCGAGUGGUGGAGCUGGCUGAGCUGCUGCUUAGGGACCCCACUGUGUGGCUGGCUGGACUCGCUGCCCGGGAUAGUUUGCGCUUGGAAGCGGGGUUGUGCCUUUAUGGGAAUGACAUUGAUGAGAGCACAACUCCGGUGGAAGCCAGCCUGAUAUGGACCCUGGGGAAACGCCGCCGCGUUGCCAUGGAUUUCCCCGGUGCAGCCAUCGUUCUUACUCAAAUCAAAGAGAAACCCAAAAGGAAGCGUGUGGGGCUGACAUCCACGGGGCCUCCCAUCCGGCAGCACACACCCAUUCUCAGCCCAGAGGGCAAGGCCAUUGGUGAGGUUACCAGUGGCUGCCCCUCUCCCUGCCUGCAGAAGAACAUUGCCAUGGGCUACGUGGAGAGUGAACACAGCAAACUGAGCACAGCCCUCACGGUAGAGGUGAGGAAGAAGAACUGCCCAGCUCUAGUGACCAAGAUGCCCUUUGUACCCACCCAUUACUACACAGUGAAAUAAGCUGCAGCCAGUGCAGGCUUCCUGUUUUAUAUCCAGACUGUAUUAAAAGGAAAGGACUCCCGUGACUCCAUUAGGACUCUGCCUGAAUGACAGAUACUGAAGAUAAGUCAGCCCUGGAAAGAAGAAAACUACUGCAGACGGCUUAGAAAGUAUGGAGAAACAGGAGACUGAGCAGACGUGAGGAGCGCUUGCUUUGGUCCCACAUGCAUUGGGUUUAGUACAAACAUCAUAAAGGUACCAGUAACUUGAGGACUCCAGAUCCUCCGCACACUCGCUUCUGCGUCCCACUUUGCAUUUGUCCCAAAUAUUAAAAAGCCCUUAAUUUCUUUCCUACAGCCAUC